This is a messenger RNA of Heterotrigona itama, 3291 nucleotides long. Lineage: Eukaryota; Metazoa; Arthropoda; Insecta; Hymenoptera; Apidae. The record is from the annotation of a GenBank genome assembly.
CCUAUUACGUGAAAUAAGCACUACCAAUUAUCGAAGUAUACGUCUAUGCAUGUAUAGCAUUUCUUUGUAUUGACCCAUUCACAAUUCACUAAGUCUCUAGACUUCUCAUUUUGUGCGUUCAUUUCAGAUUGCUCUCAACUUUCGUAGUACGUUUCUGGAAAUAUAUAAGGAAGCCAUUGAACAAAGAAAUAGAGAAGUGUCGGAUUUUUCUUCGAAAUAGCAACACUGAAAAGAACAAUAUACAACCAACAACAACACGUGUAACUCUUUAGCCUGCAGUAACUAUUUCUUGAGAAUCGUGCAGCGUAUCUUCGGGAGAUACAGGUUUCUCAAAUAAGCCUCAAUGUAUUCAUCUGGGCAUCACUGCUAAAAGCAUUGUCUCAACAUCGUGGCAUGUUUUCACGGUGCACAAAAGAUCCGAAGGAAGUAUAUUGCAGAUAAAUUGCUUUUUAUUUACACCAUAAAUAAUGACAGAAUAUUUUGAUUUGCCACUUAAUAUGGACAGAAUAUGCAGAAUUUGCCUUACAGAGGGUACUAAUUUGUCUCCUAUUUUUUGUACGGACCAAGAAGUAAAUGACUUUUCUGGCCUUUCACAAAAGAUACAAGUUUGCGGAUCAAUUGAAAUUCAUGAACAAGAUGGAUUACCAUCAUUAAUUUGCGACAUUUGUAUUUAUAAAGCAAGUGUUGCUCAUGAAUUUAGACAACAAUGUCAACAUUCUGAUGCGAAAUUAAGAAUGUAUUAUAAUAAACCAUCUAAAAUUACUAUUGUGGACACAUAUACACAAACUGAAUCCGAAAUAAGAACAUUAUUAUCAAAAAAACAAAUUGAUCAAAAUUAUUUUGUUAAAGAGGAAAUGCAUGUAUCGUCAAAUUCUCAAGAAUAUAUACAAACUAAUAAUUCAUUUUGUAGAGAUGAAUCUAAUUUAAGUACCAGUCAUAUUGAUAUGCAAAAUGAAAAACUUUUUAUUUGCUCUAUUGGAUUUGAAGGAUCUAAAGAAAUUGAAAAGGAAUCUUGUGUCUCAGAGAAUAAUAUACAUGAAACAUCUCUGAUACAAGAGAGUAAUGAUAUUCCUGAAACUAUUGAUAUGGAAAAUAAGCCAGAAGAAAAUCAAGAUAUCAACCAAAAUCCAGAAGAAGAUGAUAAAAGACAAGAGGAGGAAUUGUUUGAUGAAAAUAUGUUAGAUGAUAAUGUCAAAGAGGAAGAAGAAGUUCUACAGAAACGUACUUCUACUAGGAAAGUCAAAUCAGUGCCUAAUAAAACUUAUAGUGAAGAUGAAGUUCAUAGUAAUUAUUAUGAUUCAAGCAAUGAUGAUCAAGAUUCUAGAGAAUUAAAAUUUAAAUGUAAAGUAUGCGGAAAAUGUUACAACACACAAAGAGGUUUAAAAAAACAUUCUCUUGUUCAUGAAAAAAAACAUAAAUGCAAUAUUUGUUCAAAAAUGUUUUACAGAUUGGAAAACAUGGAAAAUCACAAAAAAAUACAUGAAUCAAAACCUCUUGCUUGUCAGUUGUGUCAUGCAUGCUUCUCUAAACCUCAAAAUCUUGUACGUCAUUUAAAAUCUCACACAGAAAAAGUAAAUAAUAUGAUUAAACAAAUCAGUACAGAUGAACAAAAGGAUAACAAGGAACCAAAAAAAGAAAUGAAAUUUGAAAAUGAUACUGAUGAUGAAAGUGGUACUGUGAAUGAAGUUUAUGAUUUUGAAAAUGCACCUGAGUUGUACAAAUGUGAAAUUUGUAGUCAGUAUUGUUCUUCUUUAAAAAAUCUGAAAAGACAUACUCUUGUACAUGGAGAUAAGAAAUAUUCCUGUACUGUAUGUAAAAAAUGGUUCUUUAGGCCUGAUACGUUGAAAAAACAUGCAGAAAAACAUGGUCAUGGCUUGUUAGACAAUUUAGUAGAUGAUAAUAAAUUUUUUGAUUCUGAUGAUGACUUUUUCCCGAGUACUACACAAAACACUUUACAAGACAAUGAAAAUGUUAAAAAAGAAGAAAGUGAUGAAGAUGAAGCUGGUGAAUAUAAAUGUCAACAUUGUGAUAAAAUCAUGACAACAAAAAAAGGUCUUAGACGUCAUGUAUCAAUGCAUAAACCAAAAGCUGAACCAGUUACUUGUGAAAUCUGUGGGAAGGUAUGUGCUAGUCAAGCUCGCCUUGUCCUUCAUCAGAGGACACAUAAACCAAAAGAAAAGGUUCCUCGAGAAUACCUAUGUCACAUUUGUAGUAAAGUGUAUCCAAGUAAUUCUUCUCUAACUUAUCACAUGAGAACUCAUACUGGUAUUAAACCACAUGUGUGUAAAACUUGCAAUAGUGGAUUUACUACAACAACCAGUUUAGCAAAUCAUAUUAGGAUUCAUACAGGUGAUAAACCGUUUGUUUGUCAUGUAUGCAGUGCAGCAUUUGCUGUGAGUUCAGCUUUUAGACGACAUUUAACUCGACAUACUGGAGAGGCAAAUUAUUUGUGUAAAACAUGUGGUAAAGCAUUUAAAAGACUAAGUACAUUAAAAGAACAUACUUAUACUCAUUCUGGAGAAAAACCAUAUGUAUGUAAAACGUGUGGAGCUGCUUACAGUCACAGUGGUAGCUUGUUUGCACAUCAGAAACGUUGUCGAGCUCAGUAUGGAGAAAUGGUUGUAGAUGAUCACACAGUUGCUCAUCAUAUUCAUGUAAAUAAUGUGCAAUCUGCAGUACGAUCACUUGCUGUGAUAGGACAAAUGUUUUAAUAAAUAAGACUUAUUAUUUUAAAAAAAUGAUGGUUUCGCUUUAUGACAAAUGUGUAUGUAUAUCUACACAUAUACAGCAUACAUAUAUAUUUGUAAAUAUACAGACUACUAAAUACUUGUAGAAUAUACUACGAUUCAUAAAAUAUAUGAUGUAACAUUAGUGUAGAAAUCACAUUCUUAUGUAAAUAUAUAAGCAGCUUUUUUACAAAAAAAAAAAUUACUUAAAUACUCAUAUAUUUAAAUUCCGUAAACUAAAGCUUUAUUGCACAAAAAUUUAUUUCAUUUAAACGGCAGUCAUUGUUCGGCAGUUAUCUUCUAUUCAUGUGUACAUUUUUUUAAUAUAGUCUAAUGUUCAUGAAUAAUAUUAUAAAGAUAGUAUAAUUGUACGAAUUAAACGUAUUUAUUUAUUUACAAAGUGUCCCAAAAUCGUAUUAACCAUAGAAAUAAACAAAUUUUUUGUGUAAAAGCAAAUUAAUAAGUUCCAUAUCAUUUUGUAAUUUAAAAUUUUAUUUUUAACAUGAAAACAUAAAUAAAAAAGAUCGUUAUAUUUUUAGCAUAAGUUACCCAAGUUUUAAUAAUU